AAAAGCGAUUAUGGUGAAGGAACAAUUCCGAGAAGCCGACGUGGCUAAGAAAAUAAGCCAUGUGACCUUUGGAUUGUUAAAUUCUCAUCAAAUGCAGCAGAUGUCCCAUUUACAUGUUGUCAGUAAAACUCUGUACAACCAAGAUGGCAGCCGGAAACCUGUUCCACAUGGUGUACUUGAUCAUAAGAUGGGCACAAGUGAGAAAGAUAAUAACUGUGAUACAUGUGGAAAAGGAUUGGCAGAUUGCACUGGACAUUUUGGUUACAUUGACCUUGAGCUGCCUUGCUUCCAUAUUGGAUAUUUCAGGGCAAUCAUCAAUGUUUUACAGAUGAUAUGCAAGGAGUGCAGUGGAAUUCUGCUUCAAUCAGAGAACAAGACACACUUCCUGGAAAGCAUCAAACGACCGCUCACCUACCUUCAAUGCAAGGCCAUGAAGAAAAAGAUUUAUGAUAAAUGCAGGAAAGUGUCCAUUUGUCCAUCCUGUGGUGCAUACAAUGGUAUGGUGAAGAAGUGUGGGUUGUUGAAGAUCAUCCACGAUAAAUACAAAACUGGACAUAAGGGCAAUGAAAUCAUCCGUUCCGACUUCCUAUCAUCUUUUCAAGAUGCAGUGGAGCAUGAUAGGGAGAUUGAGCCUCUUUUGAGCAAGACUCAGGUUAUACUAAAUCCAGUCAUGGUGCUGAAGCUGUUCCAGAGAAUCUCUGAUGAGGACAUGCCACUGCUGAUGAUGAAUUCAGAUAUUGCUCGACCUGAAGACCUCAUCCUUACAAGAGUUCUGGUACCACCUAUUUGUAUUCGGCCAUCAGUACUCUCUGACCUCAAGUCUGGAACUAAUGAAGAUGACAUCACUAUGAAACUGACUGAAAUAUUGUUCCUGAAUGACGUAAUUCAAAAACACAAGGCUACAGGAGCAAAGAUGUAUAUGAUUAUGGAAGACUGGGAUUACCUACAAUUACAAGUGGCAUUGCUGUACAACAGUGAGACAUCAGGCAUACCCAUACACAUGCAGCCGAAAAAGUCUACAAGGGGUUUUGUACAGAGACUGAAAGGGAAACAAGGUCGUUUCCGUGGAAAUCUUUCAGGCAAACGAGUUGAUUUCUCCGGGAGAACUGUUAUUUCCCCCGACCCCAAUAUGAGAAUAGAUCAGGUUGCUGUGCCUGUACAUGUUGCUAAAGUAUUGACAUACCCAGAGCGUGUCAACAAAGCCAACAUAAAGAUGCUGCGUAAACUGGUGAAGAAUGGGUGUGAUGUUCAUCCAGGAGCCAACUUUAUACAGCAGAGAAACCACAUUAAAAGAUUUUUAAAAUAUGGCAAUAGAGAAAAAGUAGCAAAGGAACUCAAAUAUGGUGACAUUGUUGAACGGCAUCUGAUAGAUGGUGAUAUUGUACUGUUUAACCGACAACCCUCACUACACAAACUCAGUAUACAGGCUUUUUACGCAAAAGUCAUGCCUCAUCGGACAUUUCGCUUCAAUGAGUGCUGUUGCAACCCCUUCAAUGCUGACUUUGAUGGUGAUGAAAUGAACCUGCACUUGCCACAGACAGAGGAAGCCAAGGCAGAAGCAAUAACUUUGAUGGGGUCUAAAGCUAACAUCAUAACACCAAGAAAUGGUGAACCAUUGAUAGCUGCCAUACAGGAUUUCAUCACAGGUGCCUUCCUUAUUACCCAAAAAGAUGUGUUCUUUGAUCGGGCUCGGACCUGCCAGUUGAUCUCGGCAAUGUUGUCUGGGACAGACAGUAACAUGGAGAUUAAUUUACCUCCACCAUGUAUCAUCAAGCCUUGUAAAUUAUGGACUGGCAAACAGAUAUUUGGUGUGCUGUUACGUCCAAAUAAAAAGUGUCCAGUGAGGGCGAAUCUUCGGACACGUGGGAAAAACUACUCUACGGGAGAGGAUCUUUGUUACAACGACUCAUUUGUGGUGAUACGCAACAGUGAACUUUUGUGUGGGUCAAUGGACAAAGGAACGCUGGGCUCAGGCUCAAAGAACAACAUCUUCUAUGUGAUCCUUAGAGACUAUGGUGAACAGUAUGCUGCCGACACGUUGGUACGCUUGGCCAGACUUUGUCCAGCAUUCCUCAGUAAUCGAGGUUUUUCCAUUGGUAUUGGUGACGUAACACCAGGCGUUGGAUUGGUCAAGGCCAAGAACCUACUUCUGGAGGAUGGAUAUUCAAAGUGUGACAGCUACAUUCGUGACCUGGAUGAAGGAAGGCUACAGACCCAGCCUGGUUGCAGUGAGGAGGAAACUUUAGAGGCUUGUAUUCUGAAGGAGCUGUCUGUGAUCCGAGACCAUGCUGGAAAGGCAUGUCUGAGGGAGCUACACAAAAGUAACAGUCCCCUGACUAUGGCUAUCUGUGGUUCUAAGGGAUCAUUCAUCAACAUAUCACAGAUGAUAUCCUGUGUAGGACAGCAGGCCAUAAGUGGAAAGAGGACACCUAAUGGCUUUGAAGAUCGCGCUCUCCCACACUUUGAAAAGCAUGCCAAAGAUCCGGCAGCAAGGGGAUUUGUAGAGAACAGCUUCUACACUGGUCUGACUCCAACAGAGUUUUUCUUUCAUACCAUGGCUGGUCGGGAGGGCCUGGUGGACACAGCAGUCAAGACAGCCGAGACUGGUUACAUGCAGCGACGACUGGUAAAGUCACUUGAAGACCUGUGUUCACACUAUGAUCUGACGGUUCGAAGUUCUACAGGAGACAUCGUCCAGUUCUUAUAUGGUGGGGACAGUCUUGACCCUGCAUGUAUGGAAGGCAAGGACACACCAAUAGACUUCAAGCGUGUGUUUGAUCAUGUCAGGGCGAACACUAGGAGAACUUGUCAUGGAGAGAAGUCACUCAGCGGUCAAAACAUGAUCCAACUGGUCGAGCAGAAAUUGGCAACAGACAUGUUAAAGACUUGUAGUGCAGAAUUCAAGAAUGACCUCAUGGACUUUAUGAAGAAGAUGGCUCAUAGCAUUGACAAGACUAGAGAAAAGUUUGGUGUUAUUGAUCAACAGGGGAUGCAGCUGCCAGGAGUGUUGUUUGAGAUGGAGAGAGUGACAGAAACGCAACUUGACCACUUUCUAUCCUGUUGCAAGCAUAAGUUUAUGAGAGCCCAAAUAGAACCAGGGACAGCAGUUGGAGCGGUAUGUGCACAGAGUAUUGGGGAGCCAGGCACACAGAUGACACUGAAAACGUUCCACUUUGCCGGUGUUGCUUCUAUGAACAUCACACAGGGUGUGCCGAGGAUAAAAGAAAUCAUCAACGCCUCCAAGAUCAUCAGUACGCCUAUCAUCACUGCACAGCUGGAAGUGGAGAAUGAUGCUGAAUUUGCACGUGUUGUGAAAGGACGCAUUGAAAAGACUACAUUGGGAGAGGUUUCAGAAUAUAUGGAAGAAGUCUUUUUGCCAGAUGACUGCUUCAUGUUGAUCAAAUUGGAUUUAGAAAGGAUACGUCUGCUCAAGCUUGAAGUCCAUGCUGACAGUAUCAAGUUUGCCAUUUGUAGCUCUAAGCUCAAGGUGAAACCUCAGCACAUUCAGAUCCAUAGUGAGGCUGUCAUCACCGUUCAGCCGAACGAAACAUCCAAGAGCUCCAUGUACUAUGUUCUCCAGACACUGAAAAAGGAGUUGCCAGAUGUGAUGAUCAAGGGCAUACCAUCAGUAACUAGAGCUGUGAUACAUAUAGACGACGGAGAGGGUGAUAAAUACAAACUAUUAGUGGAGGGGGACAAUCUGCGGGCUGUGAUAGCAACCCCUGGUGUUAAGGGUACUCAUGUGUCCUCCAACAACACAUUGGAGGUAGAAAAAACACUUGGCAUUGAAGCUGCUCGCACUACCAUCAUGAACGAGAUCAACUACACUAUGUCAAGUCACGGCAUGAGUAUCGACAUCCGCCAUGUCAUGCUCUUAGCUGACCUUAUGACCUUUAAGGGUGAAGUUUUAGGGAUUACUAGAUUUGGGUUGGCUAAGAUGAAGGAGAGCGUCCUCAUGCUGGCUUCGUUUGAGAAGACAGCAGACCAUUUAUUUGAAGCUGCCUAUCAUGGACAGAAAGACACAAUCAAUGGUGUGAGUGAAUGCAUUAUCAUGGGAAUCCCAAUGGGUAUUGGAACAGGACUAUUCAAGCUACUACACAAAGCAGAGAAAAAUCUUAAACCUCGGCGGCGCCCCCUUGUAUUUGACAGAACAGAAUUUCACCUUCCAAUGGUAUCCUGAUAUUGUCUUGAAAAAGAACUGUAGAUGAAUAUGACAGCCAAAGUGACAAGUUUGAUUGUAGUAAGAGAGAGUGCUAUGGAGAUGUGAAGUAUUUAUAUUGUUAAAAGUCCUGUUUGGAAGAGUAUGGAGUGUGGAUGCUGUUUAAGGUGUACAAGGCUGUGAAUAUGAAAUGCGUUUCCCUCUUCACAUGGUAAGUUUCAGAUAUAUAUAUGCCGAGUCAAAGCUACAUUUUGAUAAAGGUUAAGGGUGUAUGCUAUAUCAAACUUUAUUUGUUAUAUGAUUUUCUGGUCUAUAUGUGUUUACAUCACAGGUCUGUUUUAACAAUUACUGGACCUAUGUGGUGUGUAUCUGGUGUAUAUGAUAUGGAAAGCUUGUGAUGAAUAUCCUGUGUUGUUUCAUCACAGAUCUGUUUCAAUGACGAGUAAAGAUGUAUAAGUUGAUAUAAGAAAGUACUGUGAGACAUGCUCCUUUGAGUCAUGUAGGUAUGCUCUAUUAAAGUCCUGUUCCAUCAAUUAGACAUUUAUAUUUAUUGUUAAGUCUUUGAAUGCGGUAAUGAAUGGAGGACGAUUGUUGUGAAG
Ylistrum balloti is the source of this 4758-nucleotide messenger RNA. Its product is annotated as DNA-directed RNA polymerase III subunit RPC1-like. The record is from RefSeq and is a predicted model, not a curated record. Gene Ontology annotation, biological process: DNA-templated transcription. Gene Ontology annotation, molecular function: DNA binding; DNA-directed RNA polymerase activity. NCBI's taxonomy places the organism in Eukaryota, Metazoa, Mollusca, Bivalvia, Pectinida, Pectinidae. The transcript is spliced from 36 exons. The coding region runs from base 11 to 4180 and encodes 1389 amino acids.